Molecule: messenger RNA, 6942 nt
Organism: Salvelinus fontinalis (brook trout)
Lineage: Eukaryota; Metazoa; Chordata; Actinopteri; Salmoniformes; Salmonidae
Product: ras-like protein family member 10B
Exons: 4
Coding region: 601-1218 (205 amino acids)
Molecular function (GO): GTPase activity; GTP binding
Source: RefSeq, a predicted model, not a curated record
ACACUUGAGUUAUUAUCUGACACAUCUCUGGCAGUGGCAACCCUUUUCAUUCUCGUGCAGACCGACCUUUCCCUAAAAGGCUUGAUUAUUCACUACAUAUCGGCUGUUGGUUGUUAACACCUCAUCUGACAAUUAAGCUACAGCAGACGUGAUGUGAUAGCCUACAUUAGCCUACACACUUUAAGGUCUCACCCCUUUUUGCUGCCUGCAAUAUCUGACAGGCGUUUCGACCGCGUGCCGCCUCUCCACUAUCGAGAGAGGACGUUUUAUCUUUAGGACUCUUCACUGUAUCCACCUGAGCCACUUAUCUUUCAGUGGGAAGCCAACAAAUGAGGUUAUACACACAUCAGCAUCACCGCAGGUGUAUCCGCAGCAGCACUUUGGAAUCUACACAUUUCUCCGCAUCGGCACCAUAGUUGUGCGCACGUGUGAUAGGGGGUGUUGGUGGCCUAUGAAUGGGGCUGAGCGUGCCCCCCACCACCACAGCUGCCUCUGCACCCGUGGGGACUAUGCGUUGCACAACCCUGAAUGCACUAGCCAGUGGUUUGCGAGAACAGGGAAGGGGGUGGAACGUCGGCAGGGGGUCAAGGGGGGCGCAGCAUGCCCCCUCCCUUCCGCAUCGCUGUGCUGGGGGCGCAGGGCGUGGGCAAGACUGCCAUCGUGCAGCGCUUCCUCCACGAUGACUACAGCGAGACGCCUGUCCCGGCAACCAGCCGUGCCCGCCAGGUCCACCUGUCGGCUGCCGUGCUCAAUGGCCACGUGCACAACUUGCAGAUCACCGACUAUCCUGCAAUCACCAGCUUCCCCUGCAGCUCACUGCAGGAGUGGACAGACACCUGCUGCAGAGGAAUCCGCAGCGCUCACGUCUACAUCCUGGUCUAUGACAUCUGCUGCUUCGACAGCUUCGAAUACGUCAAGACUAUGCGCCAGCAGAUCCUAGAGACCAGGGUGGUGGGCACAGGCGACACGCCUAUCCUGAUUGUGGGAAACAAACGGGACCUGCAGUGGGGGCGUGUCAUCCCCCGCCAUAACGUGUCCGACCUGGUUAGGAAGAACUGGAAGUGCGGCUACGUGGAGUGUUCAGCUAAGUACAACUGGCACGUGCUGCUGCUGUUCGGGGAGGCUAUGCGCAGUGUGGUCUGUGCCCACUGCAAACACGUCCAUGCCACCAUUCGCUUUCAACGGGCACUGAGGAACGAACGCUGCACCCUCAUGUGAUUUACUCAGUGAUGGUGGAUGGGCACCGGAGUGGCAUUGAGGGCCAUUGGUACAAUAAACCUCCUUAGGAACAGCUGAGAACUAUUGAUGACCAUGUUUCUGCCCAAUGUGAAACUACAGUAUUAAACACCCCUCUGUUUUGCUGCUGAUAUAUGACAUACUUGAUCAGAUGGAGAGUACUACCCUAUCCAUCUUUGUAAAGUGUCUUUGAUCUUUUCUUGACUUGGAGGCAGUUAAACCAACCAAAACCCGUGGCUGUACAAUUUUGAACCCAUCCAAGUGCACUAAAGAAACUUUCCAGCAUCUGUUUGACUAACCUGGGCGUUGAUCAAUGUAUGACAUUGCUAAUGUCAAAGCCCCCUUUGGAGUGGGACUGAGGCUGGCAUCUGCUGAUGUGGGGGCAGGCAGACGGAUCCUUCCGUUCCUGGGGCUCAGUGCAUUCUCUUUCUCUGCACUGAAAUGUCUUGAAGGUGCACACUGAAUGUAAAAUCCUUAAAGGUAGCAUUACGAAUUCCGUACCCAACCACUCAAACAAAACAAGCACAAACAACGAACCCAACUGUCAUUCAAUUUAAGCCAAUCGCAAAAGACCCUCUCCUUCAUGCCUUCGGAAACCAAAACAAACAACCAUAAGGACACAGUGUCCCACAGUGUUUAAUCUUCUAAUAGCUUACUAAACACUGACCGUCCUUACCAGAGAACUGUCUGUUUCAUUUACUGAGGACACAUCACUUUUUACCUCAGGGUUUCUAGUCCUUGGCGAAGGUUUAAACAAGCCUAGUGAAUUUCAAAGAGGAUGGUGAUAUGUUAUUUGGAGUAAUAUCACCAAAUCCAAUCCAACUUUUACGCUCCAACCGCAAACACAACCUUGUACAUCGUAAAUCUACAAUUGUAGAUUCACAUAAGGGUUUUUAACACAAUAUGUGACAAAAUACUUCUGUAAGGCACUGGAUGUAUUGUAUAUAAAGUGGUAUUAAUUGUUUUCUCAACAAUCUACACAACAUAUUCCAUUGUCAAAGUGGAAGAUAAAUAAAAAUGUACAACUAAAAUAGUCAUUGCAUAAGUAUUCAGCCCCUUUGUUUAGGCAAGCCUAAAUUAGUUCAGGAGUAACAUUUGGCUUAACAAAUCACAAGAAUUUUUAAUGACUAACCCUUCGUCUGUCCUCCAUAUAUACAACAAGGUCCCUCAGUCAAAUGGGUAACAAUAACAAAUCAGACAUUGAAUAUCUCUUUAAGCAUGGUCAAGUUAAUAAUUAUGCUGUGGAUUAUGUAUUAAACCACCCAGACUCAUCAAAGAGACAGUUAUCCUUCUGAACUGGGCCACAGGACAGGAAUGAAACUGCUCAUGAGGCCAUUGGGGAUUUUAAAACAGCUACAGAGAUCAAUGGCUGUCAUGGGAGAACACUGAGGAUGGCUCAACAACAUGACCUAAAUGACAGUGAAAAGAAGAAUUCAAAUAUACAGAAUAAAAACAUUCCAAAACAUGCAACAAUGCACUAAAGCAAUACUGGAAAAAACAGGAAAGGAAUACACUUUUGCCCUAAAUGCAAAGCUUUACGUUUGGGUCAAAUCCAUCACAACACAUCACUAAGUAACUCCCUCCUUAUUUUCAAGCAUGGUGGUGGCUGCAACAUUGUAUGGGUAUGCUUAACAUCGGCAAAUACUGGGGAGUUUUUCAGGAUAAAAAGAAACGGGAUGGAGUGUGUUUGCACAGGCAAAAUCCUAGACAAAAACCUGCUUCGGGGCCUCACAAGUGGCGCAGUGGUCUAAGGCACUGCAUUGCAGUGUUGCGGCGUCACUACAGCCUGGGGUUCGAUCCCAGGCUCUGUCACAACCGGCCGUGACUGGGAGUCCCAUAGGGCGGCUCACAAUUGGCCUAGUGUCGUCCGGGUUAGGAGAGGGUUUGGCUAGGGGGGCUUUAUUCAUCGUUCAUCAUGCUCUAGCGACUCCUUGUUGGCGGGCCGGGCAGCUGCAGGCUGACUUUGGUCGUCAGUUGAACAGUGUUUCCUCCGACACAUUGGUGCAGCUGGCUUCCGGGUUAAGCGAGCGGGUGCUAAGAAGUGCAGCUUGGCAGAUCAUGUUCCGGAGGACGCAUGACUCGACCUUCGCCUCCUCCGAGCCCGUUGGGGAGUUGACGUAUUGAGAUAAGAUCGUAAUCACGAAAUUCUACCUGCUUCAGUCUGCUUUACACCAGGCAUUAGGAGAGGAAUUCCCCUUCCAGUGGGACAAUAACCUACAACACAGGGCCAAAUCUACACUGGAGUUGCUUACCAAGAAGACAGUGAAUAUUCCUAAGUGGCCAAGUUUCAGUUUUAAUUUAGGGCCUAGAUUCAAUCAGAUCAAGCGUUAACCGGUGAUAGCAGACACCUGCAUAGCGGAUGUAUUGGCGAUGUCAGAGGUGGAACUAUUUUGGAGCAUUCAAAUCUGAGUAGCUGCUCUUGCAAUCAUUGUCACUGAAGACAUAUCCUCCGAGAAAGUGUAGGCUAUAUAGAAAUUUUUAUGCUCAAAUUGAAAAAUGAUUAAACAAAAUAAUCAGGAUUUCUAUUAUCCUAAUUGAGGUGUAGAUUACAUCUCACAUACCAGUGUUCCAACUUGUAAACAAGCGUUACGAAUCCCUUUGGCCUGACAAUCUAGGGGGGAUGGUAAUGGGACCCGUAACAUAACUCAUGCAAAUUAUAGUAGUGACAAAGUAAGAGUGAGAACAAAAUAACCACGACAACUAAUAUCUACCAUCAAACACUCAGUUUUUUUUUACAAACACACAGUAAUGGGGGGAGCAGGAAAAAGGGGCUGAGCUGGACCCAAGGAAUGAAACAAUAAGCAUCCAAAAACACCUAAGUUAGACUAGCCUAUUUCAACACAAGAGAUCUACAAACAUAUGGCAUUUACAGAGAGAUUGAGCUCUAGAGAACACAACUGACAGGGUUUUUAAACCAAGGGAAAGGGACUGUGAUUGGGUAGGAGAAAAGGAGCAGGUGUCUUCUGAUUAGCGACUGAUUGAUGACUGAUUGGGGAAUGAUGAUGGUCACCUGUGAGUAGGGGAGAAGGAGAGAAAAGAAAUACACAGGAUACACACAGAAUACUUGUAUCCGUAACAACAAGGCUGCAUGGGAUUUCUGUUAAUGCCACUCCAUGCAGCCAAUGGCAAUGUCCGCUUUAGGUAUAAUGCAGAGCCACUUGUGGAUCUGACAUCUCUAACGCAGUUCCACCGCCAACACCGUCAAAACAACCGCUAUGUGGAUGUCGGCUAAAGCAGAUCUGAUUGAAUAGAGCCCUAAAUCGGCUUGAAAAUCUAUGGCAAAACUUGAAAAUUGCGGUCUCGACAGAAUUUUGAAAAGAAUAAUGGGCAAAUAUUGCACAAUCCAGGUGUGCAAAGUUCUUAUAGAAUUACCCAAGGAGACUCACAGCUGUAAUCAAUGCCAAAGGUGUUUCUAGCAUGUAAUGAAUUAGGGAGUUGAAUACUUAUGCAACGACUAUAUUUUAAUUAUUACAUUUUUAUAAAUACAUUUUAAUGCCACUUUGUAACACAAUAAAAUGUGAAGGAAUCCAGUCUGAAUACUUUUGCAAGGCACUUUGUACCUACAAACACAAGUCAAACCAAACCCCUGAUACCAGCCUGUUAAUAAUGAGAUAAUGUAAAAAGAGGUCUAAAUCUGUCACGAACGUCGUAGUGAGGAGACCAAAGCGCAGCGUGAUGUGAAUACAUCUUCUUUUUAAUAAUGACGAACACUUAACAAACAAUACAAAAUGACCGCUAUAACACUGAGUGCAAACAUGCAACAUCACAUAGACAAUCACCCACAAAACAAACUGGAAAUGGCAACCUAAAUAGGAUCCCCAAUCAGAGACAACGAUAAACAGCUGCCUCUGAUUGGGAACCAAUCUAGGCCACCAUAGACCUACAUAAUGCCUAGACUACACACACACACCUAGAUAUACCCAAAACCCUAGACAAGACAAAAACACACAUACUACCCUCGUCACACCCUGACCUAACCAAAAUAAUAAAGAAAACAAAGAUAACUAAGGUCAGGGCGUGACAAAAUGUAAUUAAAUACUUUAGACAGUUGUUGCCAACAUAUCGGCCUGUUCAGGUUCUCUAAACUGCUAAAUACAGCAAUAAAUACACAUUCCCUGCUUGAAUCCUGGCAACCUUUGAUAAAAAAGUAAGCUCGAAUUUGUUUUGGAAUAAGGGGGGAAUAUAGGAUACACUUGUUCCUAGAAGGUUGCAUUCAAUGAAAGGAGAAUACUAUUAUGAAGAAUACAAUGCAGAUACUAGCCUACCUGACUAGAACCACUUGUGUGUAAGACAGAGAGCGUUUGAGCGGAACAAGAUUUGUGUAAUACUAUAAGAAGAUUGCUUCAUUAUAUUGACAAACUGCCAAACUGCCAGGUGGCAUAAGUAUUUGAUCUGUGUCUGGGCAAUCACAUUGCAUAAGGAGAGCCUCAAAUGUCUAUAACAGCCCUCGAAAUCAGAACAGCACUGAACUACUGUCAUGUCCUGUGAUUUGAACGAUCCUCUUCCUAAAUAUAAAAUGACUUUAUAUACUGUAUGCUGAUGAGCUACCUGACUGUGUAUGAUUACAAAGAUGAAUAUAAAAUAGCACUGUGUUGAUGUGAAGCUAUAAUUACGAAGUGCACAGACAUCCUAUUCGCCGCCCUUGCUGUCUCUGCCUGGCCGGUUCCCCUCUCUCCACUGGGAUUCUCUGCCUCUAACCCUAUUACAGGGGCUGAGUCACUGGCUUACUGGUGCUCUUUCAUGCCGUCCCUAGGAGGGGUGCGUCACUUGAGUGGGUUGAGUUACUCACGUGAUCUUCCUGUCUGGGUUGGCGCCCCCCUUUGGUUUGUGCUGUGGUGGAGAUCUUUGUGGGCUAUACUCGGGCUUGUCUCAGGAUUGUAAGUUGGUGGUUGAAGAUAUCCCUCUAGUGGUGCGGGGGCUGUGCUUUGGCAAAGUGGGUGGGGUUAUAUCCUUCCUGUUUGGCCCUGUCCGGGGGUAUUAUCGGAUGGGGCCACAGUGUCUCCUGACCCCUCCUGUCUCAGCCUCCAGUAUUUAUGCUGCAGUAGUUUAUGUGUCGGGGGGCUGGGGUCAGUUGGUUAUAUCUGGAGUACUUCUCCUGUCUUAUCCGGUGUCCUGUGUGAAUUUAAGUAUGCUCUCUCUAAUUCUCUCCUUCUCUCUUUCUUUCUCUCUCUCGGAGGACCUGAGCCCUAGGACCAUGCGUCAGGACUACCGGGAAUGAUGACUCCUUGCUGUCCCCAGUCCACCUGGCCUUGCUGCUGUUCCAGUUUCAACUGUUCUGCCUGCGACUAUGGAACCCUGACCUGUCCACCGGACGUGCUACCUGUCCCAGACCUGCUGUUUUCAACUCUCUAGAGACCGCAGGAGCGGUAGAGAUACUCUAAUUAUCGGCUAUGAAAAGCCAACUGACAUUUACUCCUGAUUAUUAUUUGACCAUGCUGGUCAUUUAUGAACAUUUAAACAUCUUGGCCAUGUUCUGUUAUAAUCUCCACCCGGCACAGCCAGAAGAGGACUGGCCACCCCUCAUAGCCUGGUUCCUCUCUAGGUUUCUUCCUAGGUUUUGGCCUUUCUAGGGAGUUUUUCCUAGCCACCGUGCUUCUACACCUGCAUUGCUUGCUGUUUGGGGUUUUAGGCUGGGUUUCUGUACAGCACUUCGAGAUAUUAGCUGAUGUACGAAGGGCUAUAUAAAAUAAACUUAAUUCGAUUUGA